This is a messenger RNA of Manihot esculenta (cassava), 1585 nucleotides long. RefSeq names its product E3 ubiquitin-protein ligase SINAT3-like. NCBI's taxonomy places the organism in Eukaryota, Viridiplantae, Streptophyta, Magnoliopsida, Malpighiales, Euphorbiaceae. Gene Ontology annotation, biological process: multicellular organism development; ubiquitin-dependent protein catabolic process. The record is from RefSeq and is a predicted model, not a curated record. The transcript is spliced from 3 exons. Gene Ontology annotation, cellular component: cytoplasm. Gene Ontology annotation, molecular function: protein binding; ubiquitin protein ligase activity; zinc ion binding. Bases 459 to 1433 code for a protein of 324 amino acids.
GAUUCACAUUAUUUAACUGAAUAACAAUGAUAACACUUACCCUUUAAUUAUUCCAUUCCACCUAAUCCAAUCUCCUAUCUAAGCCUCUACGCUUCACUCCCUCUCUCGCAUGAAACCCUUUGAUGUCAUCGGUGACUUGCAUUAUUUCUCACCCUCUCGCCGAUUGGGAAACUCACUUCUUUUUCCUGUAGGAGAUAUUGUACAUACAGAACCAAUCAUCGUCUCCCUGUUUCUUCAUUCUUCCAAAAUUUCGACCUUGUAUCCCAAAGUACACACCCAUCAAAGAAAAAGACGCUUGCGUUUGAAAUACUCAUCCUGCGCUGUUUCUCUUCUUCUGGGAAUGAAGGAUACAGAAUUGAGAAUACCCAUCAGGGAAUAAGCCUUAAAUUCGGAAAAUUACCUCUUCUUUCUUUCCGGGGGGGGGGGGGGGGGGGGUGUUUGGGGGUAAUUUUUUUAUAAUGGAAUUGGAUACAAUUGAAAGUAUGCCAUCCUCGGAUUUGACAGAUGAGGAUGAGAUCCAUCCCCACCAUAUUCAAUUCCCUUCACUUCCAAAGCCUCAAAGCAAUAACAAUAUCAACAUCAGCAACACUAAUAGUGUUUCCUCAGCUAUUCAGUCCAUCAGUGUCCAUGAGUUGCUUGAGUGCCCUGUUUGUACCAAUUCUAUGUAUCCUCCAAUUCAUCAGUGCCACAAUGGGCAUACUCUUUGUUCAACUUGUAAAACAAGGGUGCAUAACCGAUGCCCCACUUGUAGACAAGAACUUGGUGACAUUAGAUGCCUUGCAUUGGAGAAAGUAGCUGAAUCACUUGAACUGCCUUGCAAAUACAUGUCACUUGGAUGCCCAGAGAUUUUUCCUUACUACAGUAAACUCAAACAUGAAGCUCUAUGUAACUUCAGGCCAUACAACUGUCCAUAUGCUGGAUCUGAGUGUGUUGUUGUUGGGGAUAUCCCAUUCCUUGUUGCUCAUCUGAGGGAUGAUCACAAAGUAGACAUGCAUUCUGGAUGCACUUUCAACCAUCGCUAUGUUAAGUCUAAUCCUCGUGAAGUAGAAAAUGCAACAUGGAUGUUAACUGUUUUCCACUGUUUUGGUCAGUACUUCUGUCUGCAUUUUGAAGCGUUCCAGCUAGGGAUGGGACCUGUUUAUAUGGCAUUCCUUCGUUUCAUGGGAGAUGAGACAGAAGCCCGUAAUUACAGCUACAGCCUGGAGGUAGGGGGAAAUGGCCGGAAACUGAUAUGGGAAGGGACACCACGAAGCAUUAGAGAUAGUCACAGGAAAGUUAGAGAUAGCCAUGAUGGCCUCAUUAUACAGAGGAACAUGGCGCUUUUCUUCUCUGGAGGGGAUAGAAAAGAGCUAAAGCUUAGAGUGACAGGGCGCAUAUGGAAAGAACAGCAGAACCCUGAAGGUGGGGCUUGCAUACCCAAUCUCUGCAGUUAGUGUGUUGCCUCUUUUGUAUUGUUAUCAUAUUCAGAUGUCUUGGGAAUCCGUACAUAUGACUUUCGGAGGCAUGAGCUCUAUAAAUUGUCAAUAAACUAUGACGAAGUUACUCUGGCUUUGUUGUGAAUCUAUCAUUAUGGCACCUGCAUCUA